Molecule: messenger RNA, 411 nt
Organism: Protopolystoma xenopodis
Lineage: Eukaryota; Metazoa; Platyhelminthes; Monogenea; Polystomatidea; Polystomatidae
Source: the annotation of a GenBank genome assembly
AUGGAGAGCCUGGGAUCAGAGUAUUUCCAGCUUGAGUCACAUACUGGUAUCCUCCGUAUUAAAGAGAGCCCAUCAAUGUCGAUUGACCGAAGCGAAGCAGAAUUACUUUGGCGUCUUGGUGCAAAUGAUACUGGAGGUUAUGAUACAAGUGACUUGUCUAUCCACAGUUCUUCUACCUCCUACGUUCUUAAUAUUGAAGCCGUCGAUUCCGCUAAUCCCCCCCACCGGACUCGAACCAAUCUCACCGUGUUCCCUCGUCUUCUUACCACCUGGGAAGAUUACCAACUACAAAAGCAACAAUCUGAUCCAAAGCAACUAUCAGUUUUUCCGCGUGACGGCCUCGACGUCUACCUAGAAGAACACUUUGUCUCGGAUUCACCUCUUCGCCUGGGCCAGUUAACCGUCAAAUAG